AUGGACGCGGCUAGAGUUGAAGGCUUGCUGGCACUGCUUCGAGAUGGACAGACAUCGAGCAUUCGAGAGCACGCAGCCAAACAACUCGGCGUGGUCGUCACACCAGACACUCUACCACCGGUCCUCGACGAGAUCCGCCGUUUGGUCCGCAACUCUGAUUGGGGGACUCGGGUGGCCGCGGCACAAGCAGUUGGAUGUAUCGCUCAGUCGCUCUGCCCCGACCUCGUCGCAUCCUGCGCUCAAUUUGCCCAAGCAGGAGCCUCUUCCGAGUCUUUUCUUCAGCUGUCUCAACUCGACAUGGACCAGCUACUCACCCAUGCCAAGCCCCUGCUUAAAAGCGGUGGCGAAGAAUACAACUACACGACCCACUUUACGUCUUCAGCAGACCAGCAAAAGCACCUGGUCCGCCAACGAUAUCUGCUGUGGAAGCGCAUAGCGCAAGACAUUCAAGCAUCCGUGUCGAUCCCUCGACCUGUGCUGCAUCUGUCUUCGUCGUCCUUCCUCGACGCAGCCGACGUAACGACCGCCUCCGCCCAAGCAUCCCAGCAGCCCACCCCCAGCGUCCCCACCCUUCUGACCCAUCGACCAUCUCAACCAACUCCAUCUCCUCCAUCUACCGCAGUACUUACUGCUUCGACGCUCCUCCUUGCCUCCCUUGUCCAAGACUGCCUAGAAGCUAUGUUUGAUGCCAAGUGGGAAGUUCGCCAUGGUUCCGUCGAGGUGUUACGCCGAGUACUGGUUCAGUCCACGACUCUUCCAAGUACAGAGUUGUUACCUCUGCCAGUGCUGUCGUGGAUCGAAGAAGUACUCGUGCGAUGUGUGUGUGUGCUAGCAUUGGACCAGUACGUCGACUAUGCUGCCGAUGGAUCGGUCGCGCCAAUUCGCCACGUCGUGGCCCAAGUCACUGGCUGGGGCCUGACGAUCUUGGCCAAAACCCCAAAUGUCUCGACGGCGCUGCUGUUGCCGCUGCUGCAGUCGACGCGUUCGUGGCACGCUUGCCAUGGAGCGCUCCUGGCCAUUCAUUUCCUCCAGCCAGCAAUAGACACGGAAGUUCCACUUCUUUUGGCCCAAGUGCAUCAAGCGCUGUUUAGACACGAAGACGAAGUGUAUGGCGCGGCGGCGCAGUGUCUGGUGCAGCUGACGACGCCUAUAACAGCUACAAAUCGAGCGUAUACCCAAGUGCCACCUAUCGUCCUCGAUCGGCUGUGGGCCCUCAUAGGUGCCGACGGAGCCGCCGCCGCCAGCGUUGAGCUCGCCCAUGCUCAUGUGUUGACGGCACUUCGUCACUUGUGUCCAAUGAUGCAGACCACCACCACCUUGUCACACAUUCAAGUGGUCGGGACGUUCCUCAAACAUGUGUUGGUUCCCGUGCGCGAAGCGGCCGUCGCAUGGCUCCACGCUGCGCUGGCUUCGAUUUCUUUUGACACGGCUUCGGGUGUGUGGUGGCUACACGUGCUCUGGUCUCGGUUGGUCGUCGAUCCAUCGUGUCAAACUUCAUUGCAAUCGUUAUGGCAUCGUACGCUAGACGUGUCAGGCUUGGUUUCAUCGGCUAGCUUGAUGGUUGUCGUGAACGCCACGACGCUGACAACGUGGUUGCAAGCUGCCUGGAGUAGUAGUAGCAGGCCAGUGUUGACCUACCAGGACUUACAAGGCAACCCCGUUCAAGUCACUUUGCCGGCAGUGGCCGACUCGGCUCGGGCUAUGGUGGCCACCGAGUGCUUGGCGGCAUUGCACUCCAAAACGUGUGCAGCCGUCUGCGAGACAUGGAGUGCGUGGAGUUGUGGGCUCUUGGCUGGUCAUCGUGGCCAAGACGUCGUCGCCGCGCUGGCAUUUUUGAGCCUGACUGCACCGUGCAAUGAAUGGCCCACGACUCAAGUGAUCGCCGCCAUGACGACCUCGCUAAAGGCGCCUCGAACGACGUUUUACAAGGAACAAAUGGAUGGCUGGGAGCUCUUGCAACGGCAAACCAGUCAAAUGGCCACUUGGUUCCCCAACACCAGCCCUCUUCGUAUUACCCCCCCAGCUUCCCCGUCCACCCAUUCCUCGUGGCAGAUCGCCCAGACAGUUGCGACGUUGCCGUUCGCAGACUUAGCCAGCCCUGAACCCUACACGCAAGCGCAGCACGUGCGCCAAGAUAUUUUCGAAACCGAAGAACGCAUUCGCUUGGCUUUUGAUACGAUGCAAGCCACAGUGGGGGCCUUGAGUGCUGCCACGUAUUUGAAGUGGAAGUUACCUUGGGACAAACCAGCGUUUCUCGUACGUCCGUUGAUGGAAGGGCUCAAACUGUCGACGAAUCCGACGCUGCAACGGCACUUUGCCGUUUCCAUCGUGCAGUUUCUGGUGACAUUUGGGGCGUCCCAUUCAAUUUGCUGCUUGAAAAUGGUCGCCAACAUCUGUGCGAAUCUACAUGCGACAUCUGGGAGCCGAUUUCGAGGGGCGGAAGCGGCCACCAAAGCGCUUGUGCAUGUCCUGACGCCUGCGGCGGUCUGUGACGUGGCAGCGCCACACGCUGCCUUGUGGUCGAAACUGGCUCAAGUGUGGUCGACACCCCACAUUCCGCUGUUGACAAUCGUGCUCACCGAAGCAGAGAUGACCCUGCUACCUCGGAUUCUCACACAAAUGUGGCCGCAUGUAACCAGCCCCUCCACGCCCCCCCCUCAUCUUUGUCAUUCGACGGUGACUUUGCCGGAAGCCGUCGCCGCCGCCGCAGCCAGAAGUCCAGACGUGAUGGCACAUGUGAUUGCCUUGCUAAAGCAAGAGUACUGCCCCCAAGUUCUGGACCACCUUGUGACAUCGUUUCCGUCGGCUUGUGUGCCAGUAGUGUGCGACUUGAUUCCGCUCGCGUUAUCGCAUUUCCAAGGCGGGAGUUUAUCCGGAUUGAUCCCGUUGCUGCCUUUGCAUGGCCAUCUGGACAUUGCGAGUCCAUUUCUACACCAACUUCAAACUGGCCACGUUCCCCCGCUACCAGACUGUAUCGACUGGCCUCCGAAUUUGAUUCUACGCCCAUAUCAAGUACAAGGCAUCACGUGGUUAUACUUUUUAGCCUCCCAUCGCCUCCACGGCAUUCUCGCAGACGACAUGGGGCUCGGCAAAACGCUCCAAGUACUCUGCAGCAUCGCCGUGCACAAGCAACUUGGUCACAAACUCGACACGUCGCCGCCGCCGCCGCCGCCAUACUCUGUGCUUGUAGUGUGUCCCCCCAUUGUGAUGGCGCACUGGGUCCGCGAAGUGCACAUGUAUUUCCGCCAUGCAUUUCCCAAUGUCGUCAUGUAUGGGGGGGUGCCAGCGCACCGCCGGAUAGCGUUGCAACGCCAGAUCAUUGCAUCCAAAUCGACGGAUGGGGGGGUGGUGGUCGUAACCAGCUACGCGACUUUGCACCAAGAUAGGUCGUUCUUUCACAGCCAAUCGUUUACGUUUUGCGUAGCAGAUGAAGUGCACUUGUGCCGCAAUCCUACCAAUGCCACUACCCAAACCCUCUUGGGCGUACGAGCCGCCCAUCGCAUCGCAGUGACCGGCACACCGAUUCAAAACUCGGUCGUGGACAUUUGGAGUGUGUGCGAAUUCAUCAUGCCGGGCUAUUUGGGAGACGCCACGUCAUUCCGACACCAUGCGGUGGGUCCGAUCGCGGCUAGUCGUAAACCCACGGCCACCGUGGCGCAAAAGGAAGCUGGUGCGCUGGCGAUAACUGAUUUGCAUGCAAAGAUCGCCCCGUUUGUGCUUCGGCGCACCAAAGAUGCUGUGCUCUCGGACCUGCCUCCGAAAUCUAUUCAAGACAUUCCUUGCUCCCUCACUCUGAUGCAAACGCAGCUCUAUAUGGCGGCGGACUCGCUGGACACGGCCAUGGCUACGUGGAGGCAGCGGCAGCAGAUUUGCAUGCAUCCCAAGCUAGUCGAUGACCACCUGUAUGCCCAUGAAUCCAGUGGAAAAAUGAUUGCGCUGGUUGAGUUGAUGGGUUUGAUCCACGGUGACAAUGGUGACGACAAUCUCGGCGAGCAUCGAAGCCUUGUGUUUUGCCACACGCCAGCCCACGUCGCGUUGGUUCAAGCCACCCUGGCCACUCAUUUACCUCGUAUCCGGACACUCAAAUUGGACGGGUCAGUGCCGCCUUUGCAACGGUCGGCUAUCGUAGACGAAUUUAAUCAAGAGCUUUCGAUCCACACGCUGGUCUUAACCACGUCGAUUGGGGGGCUAGGGCUCAACUUGGUGACAGCCGACACGGUGGUAUUUGUCGAACACUCUUGGAAUCCGUUUGUGGAUUUGCAAGCUAUGGACAGAGUGCACCGUGUUGGGCAAGUUAAACCUGUGACAGUGUACCGCCUCUUGGCUGAAAACACGAUUGAAGACCAAGUUCUGACGGCGCAGCGGUUCAAAAUCGCCACGGCCGACGCCGUCGUGGGGCCAAACGAAAUGAAACAAAAGUCAAAUGUCCUGUCUGUGCUCCACACUGGCCUCGUGCAGAGCCAACUACUACGACCAAGUAAGAAACCAAAGACAGCCGGGAAUACCGUCGAGAGCUUGCUGGACGAACUGGGUGAGCUGUGGGACGUGGCGCAGUAUGAUUCGCUGGAGCUGUCAUAG
Messenger RNA from Aphanomyces astaci, 4578 nucleotides. RefSeq lists its product as hypothetical. Gene Ontology annotation, molecular function: ATP hydrolysis activity; DNA binding; TBP-class protein binding. The record is from RefSeq and is a predicted model, not a curated record. Lineage: Eukaryota; Oomycota; Saprolegniomycetes; Saprolegniales; Verrucalvaceae. Bases 1 to 4578 code for a protein of 1525 amino acids. The transcript is spliced from 16 exons.